AUGACGCGCUCCAGCUCCAAGCACCGGUCGGCGGCGGCGGCGCUCACGCGGCGCGACAUGCCAACGGGGCUCGCGCGCGCGCGCUACUGGCACUGGCACGGACGGCUCCGCGCCACGCCAGCCUCCGGGUCGGCGAAGCAGAGCAGCUCGCGUGCGCUGGGUGGGCGGAGCAGCCCGUGCCGCGCCGUGGAGUGCGUGACGGUGUGCACUGGAGGGAGUGGUGGGCGGCGCGCUGGGUUCGCGCGUGUCGGCUGGGGUGCGGGCAGGGCGCCAGUCGUGGCGACGGCCGCUUUCCUGUCUCGGACUGUUUUUUUUCCAGCAUCUGGGUAA
Molecule: messenger RNA, 330 nt
Organism: Miscanthus lutarioriparius
Lineage: Eukaryota; Viridiplantae; Streptophyta; Magnoliopsida; Poales; Poaceae
Source: the annotation of a GenBank genome assembly